This is a messenger RNA of Brassica oleracea var. oleracea, 591 nucleotides long. RefSeq lists its product as uncharacterized. The coding region runs from base 1 to 591 and encodes 196 amino acids. Gene Ontology annotation, molecular function: zinc ion binding. NCBI's taxonomy places the organism in Eukaryota, Viridiplantae, Streptophyta, Magnoliopsida, Brassicales, Brassicaceae. The record is from RefSeq and is a predicted model, not a curated record. The transcript has a single exon.
AUGACAAGUAAUGUGGCUGAGACUUGGAAUUCAGUCUUACGAGAUGCAAGAGAAUAUCCAGUACUCUCCCUGAUCGAAUACAUUAGAGCUAAGCUUAUGAACUGGUUUGCCGCAAGAAGAGACCUUGAAAGGGGAGAAGAAAAGUUACUAACUCCUCGAGUCGAAGAGAUUGUCGCUGAUAAUUUUGAGCGUAGCGGGUCACUUUGGGUGACGAUAAUAGCUGAGGGGGAGUAUGAGGUCCGUGACAAACAGGGGGCGACUUUCCAUGUAAAUCUAACUCACAAAACCUGUACAUGCAACGAGUUCCAAGCACUGAAGAUUCCUUGCAUGCAUGCAAUCGCUGCUGCAACAAGGUACAAAAUCAGAAUUGACUCCUUGGUUGAUGACUGUUACAGUAGAACCACAUACAGGGCAGCGUACUCAAAGAUAAUCAAUCCUGUUGUUGAAUACGAGAGCAUAGAGAUUCUAUCCAGUGACAAUCCUGUUUCUGAAAUUGAAAUAAAUCCACCUGCGAGCCGAAGGCCUCCUGAUAACCUAUACGCUCUUGCAGCUUUCCCAACGAGGUAUCCCAAAUGUUUGUCUUUGAAGUAG